AUGCCUUUUCUCGGACUUCGUGAUGGCGCCCAGCUCUUCUACAAAGAUUGGGGUAACCCCAAUGGCUCGAUCAUCACAUUUUCGCACGGCUGGCCCCUGAGCAGCGAUAACUGGGAGAACCAGAUGGUAUUCCUGGCCGAUCAUGGAUAUCGCGUCAUUGCCCACGAUAGACGUGGACACGGGCGCUCAACCCAGACCUGGAGCGGAAACAAUAUGGACACCUUUGUCGAUGAUCUCGAAGAGCUCUUCAAGCACCUCAACGUCAAGGAUGCUAUCAUGGUUGGGCAUUCACAUGGCGGAGGAGAAGUCACCCAUUACCUUGGAAAGCACGGCACCGGUCGUUUCAAGAAGGCUGUUCUCGUCGGCGCUAUACCCCCCUUCAUGAUGAAAACCUCGACGAAUCCCGAGGGAACCGAUAAGUCUAUCUUCGACUCUUUCCGCGACUCUAUGAGAAAGGACCGCGCUCAAUUCUUCUUGGAUGUUCCCACGGGGCCGUUCUUUGGGUUUAAUCGACCUGGUGCCAAGAAGAGCGAGGGUCAGAUUCGGAGUUGGUGGCAACAGGGCAUGAACACCAGUUUUAAGGCUGCCUAUGAUUCAAUCAAGGACUUUUCCGAGACAGAUUUCACCGAGGAUCUGAAGAAGAUUAAUAUUCCUGUGCUUGUACUUCAUGGUGAUGAUGAUCAGGUUGUUCCUAUCGGCGCUGCCGGACUCAAGUCGGCAAAGCUUUUGCCUCAAGGGACACUCAAGAUCUAUCCUGGUGGCUCCCAUGCGAUCCACAACAUCAACAUUGAUGAGGUGAAUAAUGAUCUACUCAAAUUUGUACGGUCUUAG
This is a messenger RNA of Penicillium daleae, 831 nucleotides long. Its product is annotated as alpha/beta fold hydrolase. The record is from RefSeq and is a predicted model, not a curated record. The transcript has a single exon. Lineage: Eukaryota; Fungi; Ascomycota; Eurotiomycetes; Eurotiales; Aspergillaceae. Bases 1 to 831 code for a protein of 276 amino acids. Gene Ontology annotation, molecular function: catalytic activity.